AUGAAUUUCUCAGAGGAGUACUUGGAGGAUUAUUAUGACAUGUUCAUUCAAACUGAUCAAUCAGAGCAGCUAAAUCAGUCCAUACGGGUGGUGUCCAUGGUCAUCUACAGCAUAACUUGUGUCCUUGGUAUCCCAGGAAACGCAUUUGUCAUCUGGAUAGCUGGAGUGAAGAUGAAGAGGACAGUCAACACUGUCUGGUUUGUAAACCUGGCUGUAGCAGACCUCCUCUGCUGUAUCUCCAUACCUUUCUCAUUGGUUGAAAUCAUACUGAACCAACACUGGCCAUUCGGAGAGGCUAUGUGUAAGGUUAUCCCCUCUGUCAUGUAUCUCAACAUGUUUGCCAGCGUCUUCACCCUGGUUCUCAUCAGCCUGGACCGCUUUGUCCUGAUCAUCCUGCCUGUCUUGGCCCAGAACCACCGGAGCAUCGCCCUGGCCUGGUUGCUGUGUGGUCUGGCCUGGGUCCUGGCCUUGCUCCUCAGCCUCCCCACCAUGAUCCAUAAUGGGACCAUCGAUAGUGUCGACAAUGACGAAAUUAUUAUCUGCACCUCUGUACACCCCCUUGGCGAAAACAACAUUAGGGGCUUCUUUUUGGCCAUCAAAGCCACCCAUGUUCCCAGGCUGGUCCUCGGCUUCCUCGUUCCCCUGUUGGUCAUCGCUGUCUGCUACCUGCUCAUCGGCAGGAGGGUGAGCAGCGCUCGCUUCAAGUCUCAGAGGACCUUCUGGCUCAUUCUGGGCGUGGUGGCAGUGUUCUUUGUGUGCUGGCUGCCGUAUCAUACCAUAGGUAUGGUGAUUGGGUAUGGCAGGUUUGCCUCGGCAGGUGAAGCCUGGAAUUGGUACCCCCUGGCCAUCUCUCUGGCAUACGUCAACAGCUGCCUCAACCCUGUCCUGUAUGUGUUUAUGGGCCAGGACUUCAAGGACAGGGUCAGGGUCUCUUUCCGUAAAGUGUUUGAGAAUGUCUUCAGUGAGGAUGCCAUAACACACACAUCUGUGUCUCAUGUCUGAGUCUGAAAUGUCUGAUAACUCUCCUGGGUCGUAUUCAUAAAACAGCAUACUUAAGUUAUAGAUAAUGCCAAGAGUGUGCAAAGCUGUCAUCAAGGCAAA
Messenger RNA from Salvelinus sp. IW2-2015, 1101 nucleotides. Its product is annotated as C3a anaphylatoxin chemotactic receptor-like. NCBI's taxonomy places the organism in Eukaryota, Metazoa, Chordata, Actinopteri, Salmoniformes, Salmonidae. The record is from RefSeq and is a predicted model, not a curated record. Gene Ontology annotation, molecular function: G protein-coupled receptor activity; complement component C5a receptor activity. Gene Ontology annotation, cellular component: plasma membrane. Gene Ontology annotation, biological process: positive regulation of cytosolic calcium ion concentration; inflammatory response; complement receptor mediated signaling pathway.